This is a messenger RNA of Aegilops tauschii subsp. strangulata, 2086 nucleotides long. The record is from RefSeq and is a predicted model, not a curated record. Lineage: Eukaryota; Viridiplantae; Streptophyta; Magnoliopsida; Poales; Poaceae.
GUUUUUAAGGCAUCCUUAUCUCAUCGCUAUGGCGAUGAUAUAAAGGUGUGGCGCAGUCCCAGCCUAAAGCGUCCAGUCCUCAUAUCAUCUACAUGACUCGGUUUUGGUCGUCAUGCCUGAAACUGGACGCCAUGGGCAGGAGAGUUGGUGUGCACGGCGACCAGCAGCCAUCGGCGGGAAGAAAAAGGAGAUUGGGAGGGAAAAGAGUAUCCAGAGGCAGGCGGAGAGAGAGAAGGAAAAGGAGAUCGGGAGGGAAAAGCAGAGAGAGAAGGAAAGGAGAUCAGGAGGUAAAGGGUUUCCAGAGGCAGUCAGAGAGAGAGAGAAGGAAAAGGUGAUAGGGAGGGAAAAGAGUUUCCAGAGGGCAUGGCAGGGUGAAAUUCCUGCGUGCCUCUCCACUCCUUCCGCCACCCCUCUUUCCCCUCCUGAUCUGCGAGCUCCAUCUAGCUACAAGGCAGCGACUCAGACUCUGCUAGGUACCUGACACAUAGGUGCUCCCGGAAUAUAUACGUGCGUAGCUAUCUGUUGCAGACGCAACUUUAGCAGGCGCAGCGAAGCGAGCCAUACCAUCUGGUUAGACCUACGGAGGAGCCAAGUGGCCGAUCUCACAAGUAACAAUACUAAAGAACAAUGCUCCAGCCAACAGAUGGUUAGACGUACGGAGGAGCCAAGUGGUCGAUCUCACAAGUGAUUUAUAUGUAGCAAAAAUUGUACCAUUGAAAACUUGUUUUGAAUAGGAACCAACAAUAUAAUUCUUAUGGCAUAUAUAUAUACCCCUUGUAUUUUGCCAAUUAAAUUUAUGGUGAAAGCAACUAAACCACAACUAACUAGGAUUCAUCAGCACCUUGGAGCAACUAAACCAAAGCUAACACACUGCGGAAAGCAUCAUAUUGUCUUUGUGUGAGUAUAACCUUUUUCGGUUGUUUACGACAAGCAAUUAUAUAAGUUUUAGGUAUGGCGGUGUUACAAUAGUACAUGUAUACUAAUUCAAUAACAGAGUAACUGCGAUUUGUCCUUGGAGAUUGCAAUAGAGUAAUUUUUGGUUAUAACGUUUGUCUUAACCAAUCAAAAUAUGGCUUAUGCAUCGGGGUUGAAGGGACUAUGUAUUAUUAAGAGUAAAUUGCUGAAAGCCACCACAUUUGUAGCUAGGGUACUGCAAAACUACCGCUUUUGCCAAAAAUCACAAAAAAAACACCAACUCUGAGGCAAGUGAGUAACAAAUCACACCGAUUCACAGAUUAGCUCGCACAAACAGCAAAACUGACUGGUGGGACCCACUUGUCGGUCCAACAUGGAAUGUCUAUGUGUACACUUUGUUGAGGUGGAACGUGGGUCCCACAUGUCAUCCACCCACCUCCUUUUCCCUCUCUUCUUCUUCCCCAUCCUCUUCUCCUUCCCCGUCCUCCUCAGGUGCGGCCAUGGAGCUCCAGCGGAAGCGGCGGGCUGCGGUGGUGCAUCUCAGGUGCGGCCAUGGCUGCGGUGCUCCCGCUGGGGCACGCGCACUCGGCCCGGCCUUCUCUCGCUGGGACACAGGCAGCCGACCCGGCCUUCUCCCGCUGGGCGAGCGCGUUGAUGGGAGGCGGCUGGAGGAAAGGGAGGAGCCGCCGUGAGGGCCCGACGGCGGAUCCCGACGGCUGUAGCCGGAUCUCGGCCGCGGGCACCGAGACCACCCCGUGCGUGCGCGGGAUCCAGACGACAGGAACAGAUUGGGCGGCGUCGCGGCAGGACUGCCUCCGGCAGCUCGGGCUCCCGGCACGGCUCCCUGCGCACGUGCGCCGCCGGCAUGGCUACCUCAACGGGAGGGACACUCGCCGGAGCUGGAGCGGCGCUGCUCGCCAGCUCGGACUCCGGGCAUGGCUCGCCGGGCUCGUGCGCCACCGGCAUGGCUACCUCGACGGGAGGCGUGCUCGCCGGAGCUGAAGCGGCGCUGCUUGCCUACCUCGCCUGGAACCAGGAACCAGGAGUCGAGGCUGUCGCCGUCGGGGCAAGGCCGGAGUCAACGGGGGAGAGAGGGAGGGGAAGAGAGAUGUAAGAGGCAUGGAGCUGUCAUGUGGGACCCUUGGCCACAUCAGCGUAUUGUCCAUGUAGA